UAUCACAGCAUCUACAUCCUUGUCUUAUAUUCAUGUGUUCGAGUUAGAGACCUGCCUGUAUCACAAAUUGUUGUAAUGACACAGUCCGUCACACCACAGCUGUCUACUGACAGACCUGAUGGCUAGGGGCGCUUAGAAGUUUAAGUGCCUUAACAACAUGGAUGUGAGGCUAAGCAAGUGGCGCCAGGUUCUCCUGACUGUUGUGUGUAUUGUGAUAGGACUGGCAGCCUCACAAGAGCACUACCUGAGUUACGACAACGCCACCGGCUUCCUGCACUUCCGGUGUCCGCUGGAUUCUGAUCUCAAAAACAACAAACUUAUUGUUUCCACCUUCGGACGAUACAACCAGCGAACUACCAGUGGACAGGUGUCACGGAUAGCGAACUGGUAUAACAAUUCAGCGACCAAAUACGAGGACACAGGUAACGUAGUGCUUACCACACGGCAGUAUGGCCUGAAGGGUUACCUGACAGACGUCAGGUGUGAAGACUCCUUCACCUACUACUGCUCUUACCACUUCAGCGAGUCGAAUGGGCGGAUAUCAUCUCGUCUAGACAACUUCACCUUCUCCUUUGAAGGACCGCUCAUUGUGUCCAUCGAGAGGCCUCAGAAUGUCCAUCCCUGUCCUGGAGACAAGAUGGAGGUCACGUGCCGCGCCUUUCUCGGCCGACAGACCAACUCCAUCGUGUGGGAGAGCAGACCGCCGGACGGACAGUUUGUCCUCGACACCGACAGUUACAUAAACUACAGUAAUCCCGUCGACACCAAGAGCUGCAACUACUACGCCGAGUCUAGACUGUCACGUGACCUGACGGCCACUGACAACAAGAGAGAGUGGCGCUGCCGGCUUAGCUAUGGACAGGCUGCUGCUACCUUCAUCAUCAUUGUGGAGGUUUUAGGUUCUUGUCUGAACAACCAAAGUGAAGGCAAUACUACUACUGCACCACCGACACUCAAUUCGCCGCAACCACUCAAUACUUCAGGAGACAGUCCAUGGGGUAAGGCCAGCUUCUUGAUUGUCGCCCUGGUCUUGUUGACCGCAGCCAUCGUAUUCCUUUUGUUGAAAAGAAACAUCAUACAAUUCAUAAACCCGAAAAGUGAGUCACGUGAAAAUAUCGUGACAGACCAACAGACGAGUACCACUGGUGCACACAACGACCAAAGUCACACCCCAGCUUCCAAUCCUCUCGAGCCUCAUCCGUCUCCGAUCCCGUUUGACGAAGUUGUCGGAGAGGACGGGUACGCUAAAUUUUCUGACGACGGCCUGGACCAUGACCCUCGACCUUCUGACCCUCUGGAUCUCCAGGACAUUGACUGGCAGACACCUGCCGCAGCUUCGCCUUUUGUCGAUCCGGGUUACAGCGGACUGGACGAUGACCCACCGGACUACAACAGACUUGUUCACCAUGGCAACAGUGACGUGACCCUCAGCUUGGCAUCAGCAUCUGAGUUGGACUACAAACAUCUCGACAUUUCUGCUUUCUUGGCUUCUUCACUUCCGUGUGAAUCUGACAAAAAUGAAUAAAGAAAUAUUGUAACAGAAACUUGUCCACACCUCUCAAUGGAAACUUGUUCCAGUCACUGCACUAUGACCUGUGACUGCAAUACGCCCUCUGACCUUUCUAUACUGUAUUGGAAAACUUUCCAGCGACCACAAUAAAAAAUACCCGAAGAAGGAAAACAGCAGAUGAUUAUUUGUACAACUGCGGAUGAAAUAAGAAGCUCAUCAUUAUUGCUCACUUUUGUACUUAGUUUUGUUUCAGGUCAGUUUUUCCAUAUUUUAGGUAUUUGAGAAAUGGUAUUUAAGAAAUGGUGUUUUUGACAAAAACUGAUAUAUAUAUACACCCCAGCAUUAGUCGUAACUGUUCUUUCUAUAAAAAUAAAAAACUCAACUUUUUGUUUUUAAUAUUUUGAAUAUUGAAAACGGUGCUGACAGGCUGUAAAGCUCUGUGGGCUACUCAUUAUUUCGCUUUGUUGAGCAGUGUAUCUACAUACUGCCGUUUGGAUUUUUUUCCCAACUGUGUUUUGUGUCUUGUUUUGUUUACUGAAGUCAAAUCUAUAAUUUAUUUUUUCUCGUGAUUUUGUAACGGUCCUACUCCUUGCAUUCUGUGCUUGGAUUAACAGCUUUGUGUCAGCCACCGAGUUCAAAAUAUCUUUUUUAAAUAUAAUUGUUCAACUGCUCUCAUAUUUUGGCAAAUGUUUUUUAUUCUGUUGAUUGUGUAGUUUUGGUGGGGUUUUAUUGAGGAAGGGGGUUGCAACAUAUCUUCUAGUGUUGAUGCUUUUCUUAGUUUGCAAUGACUGCACGUGGUGAUAUGUAGAUAGUAAAUCACAUCUUCACCUUAUUAAAUCGUGUGUUAAUCUGUCAGUUCCUGUACAUGCUUGCAUAACAUAUAAACUGCUACACUUUGCAUCAAGGUUUGUACAGGCUCUCUUCAUUACUAUUCUGUCUCUCUAACUACCUAAGCUCCCAGCAAGUGUCGCUGUACUCUUGCAAAUACUUGCCUCCUUACCAUUCCUAGAUUUAAGACGAAAACUAUCUAACACCACCUUACUGGAACACUACCUUCGGUGAUGCUCCAUUAGCAGACGAUAGUGUCAUUCAAACUUUUGUCCAAAGAACAACUGAAGUUAGACCCCAUAUUUUAGUCUGUUUUAUUAUUCCAUUUCAUCUGAAACUGUCUGCUUUGUAAUCUACCAUUUAUGUAGUUAUAUAAUGUGGAUGUAUUCUAUUAGUGGUCAGACCAUAACCUUGUGUUGUGGUAGAGUGCUAUGAAAAUGUACAUUGUAGUUGUUUUUAUUCUGAUUUUUUUAAUUAUUAUUAUUAUUGCUUCUGUUGUUUUUGAUCACUUUAUUGUAGUACAUGAGAGCAAUUCAUUUCUCCAAAAUUUAGCACUACUUACUGUUAGAUAAUGAUGCUGUUUCCCCCUCCCCCUCUGUGCAUCGAGAUGAGAUAUGGGUAAUUUUAAAAAAUCGAAAAGCUUAUAAUAUAAACUAAUAAUUGUAUUUUCUUUUUCAUGUGUGAACAAAACUCACUAACAACAACAUUUGCUUCUUGACUGGCCUUAUGAUACGAAAUACAAAACGGACUGCUUCAUAUCAAGAAACAAAAUAUGUUCGUUAGUAAACCUGGCUUCAACAGAACUAAAGUCUUUCAUUUGCUUUACAACUGUUGACUUUAUUCAGAUGAUGCCAAACGACUCGUGCAUUUCAGCUUAUUACAAAAAUGUUUUAUUGUAUGUGGGAUGAAUAAGGAAAAGAACAUAUUGUUGCAGUGAGAACUGCAUCAUGUCACAUCCCGUUGUCUUGUUUUUAGUUUCCUUCUUUUGAUUGCACGGAGUAUCUUCUCGCUGUAUUAUUUAUUAGCUUUAAGCACAUAUCGUGUGUCUUAAUAAUACAUUCCUAUUACAAUCUAUAUGUCUAUGUCUUUAAAACUCAGGCAGUGGAAAGUCACAUUUUCCCCGAGUACUUAAUUGUUACAAAUCAAUCAAUAAUCAAUCAGUCCUGUCUGUGCCGUAUGGCACGUGAGGCGACAAUCAGGAACCUCAAUCUGGUUCUGUUUCCUGUUAUUCUCUCCCUUUAUACACUGCAGCGUUUAAUUAACUGGUGCAAAUUGCAGAAAUGUUUUGUUUCUAAUAAUCACCCUCUUUGGUUGUGAUUGGUUCUCUUUUUUUACUCGUUCUUUCUCUCUCGCGUUCACUUAUUCCUUACUGUCUCCCUUUUACUUCUUUAUUUUCUUUUCGUUCAAUAAAAUGUUCGU
Molecule: messenger RNA, 3757 nt
Organism: Pomacea canaliculata
Lineage: Eukaryota; Metazoa; Mollusca; Gastropoda; Architaenioglossa; Ampullariidae
Exons: 10
Coding region: 158-1525 (455 amino acids)
Source: RefSeq, a predicted model, not a curated record